Ylistrum balloti is the source of this 2909-nucleotide messenger RNA. RefSeq names its product nephrin-like. The transcript has 15 exons. The coding region runs from base 1 to 2883 and encodes 960 amino acids. The record is from RefSeq and is a predicted model, not a curated record. Lineage: Eukaryota; Metazoa; Mollusca; Bivalvia; Pectinida; Pectinidae. Gene Ontology annotation, molecular function: protein binding.
AUGACAGAACAGUCAUGUCAGAACAUAACACCAGUAUAUAUCCAGAUUAACACCCCCGUCACAUUGACCUGUCCGGCUGAUGACCAGGCUACGAUUCUCAGUUGGACUGGACCCGGAGGUACCCUGUAUGUCACAGGAACUACGGCUGACGCUGAUCUUGAUGACAAUGUUAAAUUACGGAUAUCUGCGAGACACACAGGAGGGAGUUAUACACUCACAUUUACAGAGUUCCGGUCGAGUGACAUCGGGAUAUAUAGAUGUACGGUUGACGGGACAGUGGGUCUACAGAUGGUCAUUGUACAAGGUGUGACAUCAGCCAGUCCAGUAUACACCAGACAGGGAGGAACAUUAACAUUACAAUGUCCUGAUACUGGUGGUAGUACAUCAUGGGUUGUCACUUCUACUGGAUUUAUUUACGCCAGCGGAACACGAAUCAACCCGAACCUAGCAGACCCAAUAAAGACGAGACUCGCUGUUAACAACGAGAGUGGAAUCUAUAGCCUACAGAUCAGUAAUGUACAACUGUCAGAUGUCAGGGAAUACAGAUGUGUUGUUGGAGUAUCAGACACAUUCUAUCAUCUACUACUGUACAUUCCUCCAGAUUUUCCUAAGAUAGAAAACACAGUCAGUGUUGAAGGUCAGAACAGAACUAUAGGAACGGAGGAUGGAAGUAUGAACUUGACAUGUAAUGCAUUUGGUGGUACUCCAGCGUCUAAUGUGUCGUGGAUUAAAGGUGGCGUCAUCUUAGUGACAUCAGCCAAUGCAGUACAGUACAGAAAGGUCUUCACGCGAGAAGACGACAGAAAUAUGUAUACAUGUCAGUCUAGUAGUCCAGCCCUGACCAGUUCUCAGACCACCAGUGUGUUGAUAUACCUAGAUUUGAAGCCGAGAAAGCCUACUAUAUCUGGCCAGAUGUCCACGACAGUGAACACAAACCUACAGGUAGUGUGUGAGUCUACAGGAAGUAGACCUGCGGCCGACAUUGAGUGGAAUGUUGGGGGAACAUGGCAGUCAAGUAAUCCAACAGAGGUCAAGGUGAUUGACAGUUCUACAGAAACCUACAACGUGACGUCAACACUCUCCCUCCAAGUCACACGUCCAGACGAUGGGAAAUCUGUGUACUGUAGAGCCAAUAACCGGGCCUUAUCUGGAGGGACUGAAUCAGAACACAAGACUAUAACAGUAUUGUAUCCUCCUGACAUACAUAUCAACUAUGUCAAUGUCACCCACAUGUCGUCAGACAGGAUAUUGACAUGUUCCCCUGAUGGUAACCCGGCCAUGUACCAGUUUAGACAAUGGACACAAACGGCGGAAGAUGGUACAGUGAUACGUCAGUUUACCGGAAUUUCCAGUUCCACAGAGUCGAUCCUAACCUUACCUGAUUCUGAUAUUACACGUCGGUAUGAGGACACAGGGUACUACAUAUGUUCAGCCUCCAAUGGCAUUCCAGGCUCCGCUUCAUACACAUCCGGAUCAGUCUUCUUUGUGGUAGAAGCUCCUCCUGUGGUGAUAACGAACACAACUGAGGUCAAGGGACAAAUAGGGAGCAGUUUCACUAUAGAGGUGGAAUUUUACAGCAGACCAGCGGUCAGUGAGACUGAUGUGACGUGGACCAAAGGAACAAAGACUUUAACUCAUAGUAAUAAAACUGCUAUGUCUAUAGUGGACACAUCUGUUCGUGUAUCAUUCCAUGGUGUUCAGAUUCAGGUCAAAGGUUAUGUGGCCGCUAUAACAAUACACAGUCUGAUGGAACCGGACUUUGGCAAUUACACAGUGACAAUAGAAAACAGUCAAGGGAGGGCUAGCUACAUGCUGGAGUUCAAAUCUGCAAGUCCGCCGUUACCACCAGACAACGUUAUACCACUAUCUCAUGAUAGCAGCAGUAUUACAAUACAGUGGACGCGGAGAUUCAAUGGUGGAGCAGAACAAUGGUUUAUCAUUGGAUACAAGACUGACAUAUCAAAGGACUUCGAUGAUCUUGCUGCAAUACCAGAUUCUCAUGAUGUUAACCAAACAUACCAAAUUACUGGACUGAAAGCUGCAACAACACAUUUCAUACGAAUAUAUGCUGAAAAUAAAAUUGGUCAUAGUGAUUUUGUUUUUCUAAACCAUACAACUGCUGUUGAUGAGGAGGGACCAAACAUCGGCCCUUUGAUUGGAGGAAUGGCAGGAGCAGCAGUUUGCCUCACACUAGCUGUUGUGGCUGGUGUUAUUUACAAACGGAAAAGCAAUGGCAAAGAUGAUGCCAAACCUAACAAUCUGCCUGAAUCAUCAGAUGGCCUGAAACCUAAUAUACUGUAUGAAUCAGCCGGGGCAAAUUAUCAACCAGCACCUGGACCAUCUUCGGAGUAUGCUAUUGUAUGUAAACCAAACAAAAAGAAUGGAGCCCCUGUUGAUCCAAAUUCUGUCUAUGCUGUUGUGGAUAAGACAAGUAAAGGCGAGAAGGAUUCUAAAAAUGAUCUAUAUGCUGAAGUCAUGAAACAACCGAAAGGAAAAGGUGGAAAAGAGCAACAGAAACCAUUAGACAAAAGGAACCGACCUGACAAGAAACAGGAAAAAGGAGGUAAAAAAAACAAAAAGAAAGCAACUACUGUCGCUGGCAUGGAUGACUAUGAAAAUAUAAUUCCAAAUAAUACCAAUAGUAAGGAUAGCUCUGCAGGUGAAGGAAUGUCAUCAAGGAAAAAGAAUCCUGAUGAACUUUUGUACCUGGAUGUUGAAUUUAAGGACAAUCACACAGAUGAGCACAGGGUUGUAGUACAUGGAAUUGAAAACAGAUGUGAAUAUGCAGAUGUUGACUUCUCCCAACAGGCUGAUCCUCUAAAAGGUCAGGAGGAAGUCAUGAAGAAAACAGGGGAAAACACAAAAGGCAAAGAAACUGUUUAAAGACUUUAUUAUUAUUUCAAUAUUUA